Frieseomelitta varia is the source of this 779-nucleotide messenger RNA. RefSeq names its product acyl-CoA-binding domain-containing protein 6. Bases 1 to 675 code for a protein of 224 amino acids. The transcript has a single exon. NCBI's taxonomy places the organism in Eukaryota, Metazoa, Arthropoda, Insecta, Hymenoptera, Apidae. The record is from RefSeq and is a predicted model, not a curated record. Gene Ontology annotation, molecular function: fatty-acyl-CoA binding; protein binding.
AUGAGUCUCGAAAAAAAAUUCAAUAGAGCAGCAGAGUAUUUACAGUCAAUGGCAUCAGACUUAGAUUCUGCACAACUGCUAAAAUUCUAUGCUUUAUAUAAGCAGGCUACGAUUGGACCCUGUAACACCUACGAACCUUUAAUGUUUAUGGGCAAUGUAUUAAAAAAAUGGCAAGCAUGGAAAACGCUUGGUGACAUGAGUUAUGACGAUGCUAUGAAAAAUUAUCUACUUGAAUUAGAUAAACUUAAUCCUGAUUGGGAUAAACAAUCUGAUUCUAAUUGGGUUGUUAUUAGUCGGUUGAUAAGUACAGAAGAUGAAAUAAGUGAUGCAGAUAAAACCUUUUUGGAUUGGGUAAAAGAAGGACAUGAAGAAAAAGUUCAAGAAUUACUUGAUAAGAAACCAAAACUUGCAAAUUUAAUAGACUCAGAAGGUUUGUUACCCAUACAUUGGGCUGCUGAUCGAGGCUAUUUAGAAAUUAUUAAAAAAUUGAUUGAAAAAGGAACAGAUGUAAAUGCACAAGACGAGGAUGGUCAAACACCACUGCAUUAUGCAGUAUCUUGUGGACAUCAUCAUGUUGUAGAAUAUUUAAUUUCUAUUGGAGCUGAAUUUAUAGAAGAUAAUAACGGUAUAUCACCUAAAGAUAUCGCUGGUGAAAAUUUUAAAGAAAUAUUGUAAUUAAAUGUUAAAUAUUAAUUAUGUAUAAUUUUAGAAAUAUAUAUUGUUAAAUUAAUUAAUGAUAAAUUUGUAAUAAUUCAUAAUAAUAAAAGACAUUGAAGAGA